Podarcis raffonei (Aeolian wall lizard) is the source of this 8557-nucleotide messenger RNA. RefSeq names its product A-kinase anchoring protein 13 (gene AKAP13). NCBI's taxonomy places the organism in Eukaryota, Metazoa, Chordata, Lepidosauria, Squamata, Lacertidae. Gene Ontology annotation, biological process: positive regulation of canonical NF-kappaB signal transduction; regulation of Rho protein signal transduction; adrenergic receptor signaling pathway. Gene Ontology annotation, molecular function: MAP kinase scaffold activity; guanyl-nucleotide exchange factor activity. The coding region runs from base 315 to 8495 and encodes 2726 amino acids. The transcript is spliced from 40 exons. Gene Ontology annotation, cellular component: membrane; actin cytoskeleton. The record is from RefSeq and is a predicted model, not a curated record.
CUGCCUGCCUGCCUGCCUGCUUGCUCGUUGCGGGAGGGGGCAGCCCAGAGCGCUCGGGUCCCGGACAGAGCCACAGCCACCACGCAGCAGCAGCGGGCGGUGUGUGAGCGGCCAUUUCCCCCCGCGGCUGCCCAUCGUGGAUGCUUGGAGUGCCCCCCAAUUCUCUUCCUGCGGCCGAAGAGGGAAACUUCCUCGGCGGGCGAGUCUCGUGGGCUCUGCCAUAAUUUAUGGUGAUCUGCUGUGCCUGAUUCUUGGGGCUUGGCAGAAGUUGCUGGAGCUUGCAUGCUGCUUCAUGCAGUUACACGUUCUGGGUCAUGAAACUUAAUCCACAGCAAGCUCCGUUGUAUGGCGACUGCAUAAUCACCAUAUUGCUUACUGAGGAUGACAAAGCUGGGAGCGAUGAUGUAGUUUUCUACCUUGUGUUUACUGGAUCCGCUGUUCAGCACUGUACCAGCACUAGGAAGCUUGAUUCAGGGACAUUGGAGACCAUUGCUCCUGGCCACGAUUGCUGCGAGACGGUGAAAGUCUCUCUCUGCGCUGCCAAGCAAGGCUCCCCUCUCUUGGUGGUGGCAGAGGACAGCCUGCAGUUUGUUCAGGAUGAAGCUUAUGAUGCAGCUCAGUUCUUGGCAACCUGCGCUGGCAACCAGCAGGCUCUGAACUUCACGAGGUUCCUGGACAACUCCAGGCCGCCGGCUGGGGAUGUGGACUUCCUGGAUGAGAAAGUGGCUUUGGCGUUUCGUCAUCUGAAAUUGCCGGCUGGGUGGAACGUACUGGGAGCAGACCACACUGCAAAUGAGAAUGUUCCCCGGGAGACAUUGAUGCAUUUUGCUGUAAGGCUUGGACUGCUGCGACUUACGUGGUUCCUCUUGCAACAGCCAGGCGGAAGAGGAGCCCUCAGUGUCCCCAACCGUGAAGGAGCCACUCCUGUCAGCUUGGCCUUGGAGAAGGGAUAUCAGAAGCUGCAUCAACUCCUGACAGAAGAAGGAGCCAGCGAACCAGAUUCCUGGAGCGCCUUGUCACACACAGUGCAUUCCGGGGAGUACUGUGUGAAGUACCACCGGGGGCUAAACAUUUAUACCCUGACGGUCGAAACGAAGGAAGGAGCGGGAUCGAGCAUGGAGAGCGACGUCGUCUGCCUCCAAGCGCACAUACAGAACCAUCAGCACAUGAAUCCCAGUGAACACCCACACCCUGAGCAGGAAACCAGUUGCGAGGACUGCAAUUUGGGCCAGGGAGCUGAGGGCCACACAGCUGUUCCGAGCUGCCAUCCUGGUGAAAUGACGGCAGAAGGAAACCAAGGAGAUGCUUCUGUCCCGCUGGCUCUUGCUGCGAUGCAGGUUUUGGCCCUUGCCUGCCCUGAGGAAGAUAGACAGCCGAAGGUGCCCUUAGACACGCCAAAAGAUUCGUUGAGGCUGGAGGAAGCGGCUAACCCAGAGUCUUCCUGUGAGAGUCAAAAUACAGUUACCAGGCUGCACAAAGAGGAAGAGGCGGAGUCAGCCUUUGCUGUAGAGGCCGGGGCAACACUGGAGGCAAAUGACGGCAGGCUGAGUGUGCUUGCUGGACUUCACAGUGCUGUCGGCCUCCCGCCCUGUGGAAAUACAAGCCAGGAAGUUGGGAUGACAACCCCCAGCAUUGCUUUGGAGGAAGGACACCUGUGUGGAAGGGGUACCUCUAACCAGGAAGUGCAGGCAACUGAAGUGAAAGAAGCUGGAAGUGUCCCUUCAAAGCCUCCGACUUCCUGCAAGGACCAGGAUGCAAGUAUGGGGCAGGGCGAAUGCAGGAGCUGUACGGGGACUGCGGAUGCUACAACCCAGCAGCGUGUGGCGAAUGGGGAGAGGGAUUGUGAGCCUGCUGGAGCCACGGAAACUUUGCUUCCAGCCGGUGCAGUGCGGAGAGAGCCUGCUGCAAACUUCCCAGGAGACAGCGCUGCUUCUGCUGCCCGCAAAGGUGAGGGGGUUGAAGUGGUGGACCUACAAAGUGAUGCACCUGCAGAUAGUGGCACAGGUGUUAGUCUUUUCGAGAGCGGAAGUAGCAAAACGGCAGGAUCAGAGACUCCCAGCGAGAGCGGGAAGGAGGAUUUCACAAAGUGUCCGGAGGGCUGUGAGCUUCCCGGUGAGGAGGCGCAGAGCACAGCCCCGAGCCCUGCGACAGAAGCGGCGGCAGCAGCAGUGAACGUAACAGGGAUUUCAGAGUCUUCUCCAAAGCGUGACCCUGGGGUGGAAGUGCAUGAGUGUGGGCAGAAACCGGAAGGUGGAAACCUGCCUACUGACACUCAUUCUGAUGCCAAUGUGGAAAAUGAUGAGUUGGGUCGAACGUUUGUGGUGGAGCCCAGAGCCCCUGGCAUCACUGAUAAGAGAACAGAGCCUGUGGCUGAGGUGGGGGAUAAGCAAAAAGACCUUGAGCCGAUGCAAUCGGGAACCGAAACUGCUAGCUGUGGAGGAAGUGCUGCCUCUACCAGCCUCAGCCAGGGGGCAUCUGAUACUUGCGAUGCUCAGAAAGGAGCUGUCAACGUUGAGGAACAAGUUAGCGCCCCAGUAUUGUGUGCGGAUUCUGCUGAUGCCUCUGAACUGCAGGCAGACUCGCUCAGCCCUCCAGUGUCGUCCCCUGCCCAAGUGGAGCCUCUUCCCCUUUCCAAACAGGCAGAGGUGGAGGAAAGCAGCCGAGAGCUGGACCGGUUUAGCAAAAGCGCUCAGGAAUUCAUUGCCCUGGCUUCUUCCUUGCUUGUCGAAGAAGCGAUCCAGCAGGCCCAGCUGAUCGUCGCUCAGGAGAGCAAGGCCAGAGCGGCCCCUGUUGGCCAGGAGGCAUCUCUGCACCACCAGGACCUUGCCCUACCUUUGUGUGGCAAGGGCACCGAGUGUGCACAGGAUAAUGUAAUGGGCACACCCUCUGCUAUUCAUAAUAGAGAAUCCAAACAAAUCCAGGAAGUAGGAGCAGCAGCAGCAGCAGCAGAGACAGCAACAGAGCCGACAGCAGCUGCCGCAGAGGGAAGCCCUUUUUGCAGCGAAGAAACGGCAGAGACUCUCUCUCUGGUGGAUCACCGGGGAGAAAACCAAGAGGGCUUUUCUGCACAGCUGCCUGGAAGCGGACAGGAGCUGCCUGGCAAAGAGGAGGCUUUGUCGGAGGGCCCGGCACCAGCAGCUGUUGUGCAAUCCCCUCCUCCUUGUUGUCAGGGCAAGGAGCUGGGAGGCAACGAAAGUAAUGCUAAAGCAGGGUUGAAGGGAGAAGCCUCCAGCUCAGGCACCGAUGAGAAUGCGAAGGCGUGUAUCUCUGGGGAUGCCCUGCCAGGCCCUGGACCGCCAGAGGAUGGCUCUAUCUGUCCCUGCGAGGCCCCCUUCCCCGAUGCUACGCUGAACCAAGAACUUGAGCCCAGCUGCCCAGAUCUGUGUGCAGCCCCUCCACCUGGUGGCUUCUCUGAUUUAAUGGAAGCCCCCUUGGUCAUUAGCGAUCUACCUGUUGCAGCCAUUCUUCCACGGGAAGGAGGGGAGGAGGUGGAGAAUGCGCCUUCCAGAGUAUUGCUUCAGCCGAUUGCCGAAGAGCCCCCAUGCGAUGGGGACCCUGGCUCUGAAAUGUUCUUUUUGGCCAGCGAGGGGGAAGCUAGGCCUGGAGUUGAAGCAGCCCAGAUGGAGGGCCUAGCUCAGCCCAGCAAUGGCACAGGGGAGGAAAGCCAAGCUGAACAGGAUUCCCAGCUUUUGCAACCCUCUCCCUGCGUGGCUGCCGAGCCGCUGGGAAAAGGGGAGGCAGCAGGUUCUGUUCAAGAAGCUGACGGUCCCUGGGUGGAUAAUGUUGACAAGACAGUUACAAGCGCCGAUCAGGCGGCAGCCGUGGCAGAAGCAUGUGGUCCCUUUGUGUCUCCGGCUGGAAGCUCUGUGGAAAUCGCCUCCUUAGCAGAGUCCAGAUCUGAGGCACAGCAUGCGGCGGAUGCUGGAUCCAUCCCUAAUGGAGAAGCGGAUUUAAGUUUGCAGCCUGGCGGACUGACGGAGGGAGCUGUAAGCCCAGCACUUCCAAGCUGUUCACCUGUUGCAGAGGCUGUACAGAUGAAGACCGAAGAAGAGGUGGGUUUCUUGAGGGAUCUCGCUGAGAGCUCGGCUUCCGAAGGAAUGAUUAACCGUGAAAGCUGGAGUCCUGUUGAAACUGCUCAGGAUCCGUCACUGUUGGAGCCAAAGCAUCCAUGUCGUUCUGCAGAGAGUGAUAAUUUCCUAGAAGAUGGACUAAGUGGCGAUUGUACCUCAUCGCAAGACGUACUUAAAAGAAGAUCUGAGAGCGAAUCUGACCUCUUUCCUCUCUCAGGAGAUGGGAUGGACGAGGUGGACUUCGGGAAGCAGCCCGAAGAGGAGCAGUCGGCGGGCGAUAGCACAAGUUCUAGUUUCUCUGCUGACGAUACGCUGUCCCUAGAAAGGAACUCGUCCCUUGGGAGUGACAUCUCCCUCCCUCAGGCGCUAGGCAUCAGCAGGCCCAAGGAUCGAUACAGCCUGGAUGGCAGCUGCUUCAACAUGGCAACAAGUGCCGAGGGCCAAGAUGGCGAAGCUGGCGUCUCCGGGGAGCUGGACGAAGAGCUGGACAGCAUCACGGAAGUGCCUCCUCCUGCUUCUGCCCUGAAGAGCUCCAUGAGGCCGCUGUCUCCUUUCCGCCGGCAUAGUUGGGGCCCUGGGAAGAAUGGCAGCAACGAGGCCGAGAUGAACCAUCGAAGUUCAAUGCGAGUGCUGGGGGAUGGUGUAAGGAAGCCUCCCACCCAUAGGAGAAGUUUGAGCUGGUGUCCCUCUGAUGUCCAGUGCACCGCCAUGGGUGCUGAUUUGAAUGGCAGAAGUUACAGCUUAGAAGGCCUUGCUGGGGAGGGUGACGGUACUAAGAAGCCACCCUCCAGCCUCGAAACGGCAACUCUGAACACCAAAGAUCUCCGGCAAAGCCCCCUGGCAAAUGACGAGCGUGGUUCUCUGGUCUCACUCACCGAAGAGGAGCUGGAACUAGAACAAGGGGCAAUUAGAAGUCUUAACCGCCAGAUACGCCAAAGAUCUCAGCCCCGUGCCUUCAGCUUCACUGCAACUCCUGUUUCUCCUCCACUGACUAAGUCCAUGUCAUUGAUGACCAUUGGCCAAGCUGGACCAGACACCCAGGGACGGACUCGGCCAUCCAGACGAAUUUCCUUCUCCUUCAGCAUCUCUCCACUCAUUCCUAAGUCUAAAACUGUCUUUUCUAUUGGCUCUUCUUCCAGUGAUGAGGAUGAGGAGUUGGAUAGUAACAGAUCUUUCAGCAGUACCGGCAGUUCAUUGACUCAAAGCAUCUGCGAGGAGAGCAGCAAUUUCCUGCCUCCCAGCCCAUCCAGAAAGGACUUGGACAGCAAAAGUGGAACGAAAGUCAGCCGCACGUUCAGCUACCUCAAGAAUAAAAUGGUCAGCAGUAAGAAGAGCAAAGAAAAAGAGAAAGAUAAGGAGAAAACAAAAGAGAAGGACAAAGACUCCAAGGAAAAGGACAAGAAGAUGAUAAAUGGGCACCUCUUCAGUGCCACUCCGACAGUGGGGCCUAUCCAUUGUUGCCACUGUUUGAAGCCUUUUAACAAGGAUUCCUUUGCCUGUGCAAGUUGUGGUAUUCUGGUCCAUAAAAACUGUAAGGAGAACGUGGUUGCUUGUGCCAAAGCCAAAAUGAAGAAAGGAGGAGGCCUUCUAGUCAAUGAUACUUCCUCGUUACCUACAGUAAUUAUGAGAAAUAAGCCCUCUCAGCCAAAGGAGAGACCUCGAUCUGCGAUUCUAGCCCCUGAUGAGAACACCGUGACCUCCAUGUUCAAUAGCAGGCGAUCCCAGCAUAACCCUUCCCUUUCGAAAAGUGUCUCCAUCCAGAACAUUGCUGGAGUUGGGAAUGAUGAAAACAUACUUUCAUGGAAGUUCCUCUCUCAGUCAACGGACUCCUUGAAUAAAAUAAGCCGGGUGAACGAAUCCAUGGAGUCAUUAACAGAUGAAGGUGCAGAUAUGAAUGAAGGCCAGCUCAUGGGAGAUUUCGAAACAGACUCAAAGCAGCUGGAAGCCCAGUCCUGGAGUCAAGUCGUAGACGCCAAGUUUCUCCGGCAACAAAAGAAGGAUGUUGUGAAGCGGCAAGAUGUCAUUUAUGAACUGAUGCAGACGGAAAUGCACCACGUCCGCACCUUGAAGAUCAUGAGUGACGUGUACAGCAGAGGAAUGGUGCAGGAAUUGCAGUAUGAGCAGCAGAUGGUGGAAAAAGUCUUCCCUUGCUUGGAUGACUUGCUAAACAUCCACACCCAGUUCUUCCAGCGGAUUCUGGAGAGGAAGAAGGAGUCGCUGGCGGACAGAAGCGAGAAGAAUUUUGUCAUCAAGAGGAUAGGGGACAUCCUUGUGAACCAAUUUUCUGGGGAGAAUGCUGAGAAAAUGAAGAAAACCUACGGCAAGUUCUGCGGGCACCACAAUGAGGCGGUGAAUUAUUUUAAAGACCUUCAUUCCAAGGAGAAACGCUUUCAAGCAUUCAUCAAGAAAAAGAUGAGCAGCUCUGUGGUGAGGCGUCUGGGCAUUCCUGAGUGCAUCUUGCUAGUAACACAGAGGAUCACCAAAUAUCCUGUGCUGCUACAAAGAAUACUGCAGCAUACCAAAGAAAACGACGAAGAACAUCAAGAUUUGGUGCUGUCCCUAAACCUGGUGAAGGAAGUAAUCACAGCUGUGAACAGCAAAGUCAGCAACUACGAGAAGAAGAUGCGCCUCAAUGAAAUCUACACCCGGACGGACAGCAAGUCUAUCAUGAGAAUGAAGAGCGGGCAGAUGUUCGCCAGAGAGGACCUGCGGCGCAGGAAGUUUGUCCGGGACGGGCCCAUCUCCCUGAGAAAUGCAGCCAGCAAACUGAAAGAGGUCCAGGCUGUUCUCCUCUCAGAUGUUCUGAUAUUUCUUCAGGAAAAGGACCAGAAAUAUGUGUUUGCAUCUCUGGAUCAAAAAUCCACAGUGAUAUCUCUAAAGAAGCUGAUUGUCCGAGAAGUAGCCCAUGAGGAGAAGGGUUUGUUCCUUAUCAGCAUGGGAGGGAAGGACCCAGAAAUGGUGGAAGUUCGCGCCAGCUCAAAGGAAGAGCGCAACAGCUGGAUACAAAGCAUCCAGGACACCAUGAAUACUAUGGAUAAGGAAGAAGAUGAAGGCAUCCCUAGUGAAUCGGAGGAGGAAAAGCGAGUGCUCGACACCAAAGCCCGGGAACUGAAAGAACAGCUCCAUCAAAAAGACCAGCAGAUUAUCACACUGCUGGAGGAGAAGGAGAAGAUCUUUCGGGACAUGACAGACUGCAGCGGGCACGAGGACAGCUCGGGGGCUAGGACCUUGUUCCGGGCCAACACGGAAGAAGCACCCAAGGGGGAAAGUGUGAUGAAGAGUGUGAUAACUGAAGUUGAGCUGUUGCAAGGGUUGGUGAGCAGGAGCCUCGGAAGUGCCCUUGGGCAACAGAUGAGCAGCCUCACCUUGGAGCAAGAGGGCGUGGGACCCGUCUCCCUCCCCAGGAGGGCAGAGACAUUUGGAGGAUUUGACAGUCACCAAAUGAAUGUCUGCAAGGGGGUGGAAAAGGUUGAAGGAGACGAUGUGCAGGAUCUUCGGAGGACAGAGUCGGACAGUGUUUUGAAGAAGGGAGGAACAGCCAACUUGAUGUUUGUGCUGAAAAGGAACAAUGAGCAAGUUCUCCAGAGCAUCACUCACCUCCACAGCUUGCUGGGUAUGUUGCAGGCUGUUGUCGUGCAGCAGGACACCUACAUUGAGGACCAGAAGCUUCUCCUGACGGAGAGGGCCCUGACCCGCAGCUCCCUGCGCCCCAACUCCCUGAUCGAGCAGGAGAAGCAGCGCAGCCUGGAGAAGCAGCGGCAGGAGCUGGCCAACCUGCAGAAGCAGCAGGCCCAGCACCAGGAGGAGAAGCGGAAGAGGGAGCGGGAGUGGGAGGCCCGCGAGAAGGAGGUGGCGGAGCGGGAGGCCCGGCUGGCCCAGCGGGAGGAGCAGCUCCAGAAGGGGCACCACAGCCUGGAGAAGGAGCAGGAGGAGCUGCAGCAGAAGAAGGCCACCUACCAGCUUGAUCUGGAGCACCUCCGCGCAGCCCAGAAGCAGCUGGAGAAGGAGAAGGAGCAGCUCAAGAGGGACAUGGAGCAGAUCUCCCAGCUGCGGGCAGAGCCCAACCGCAGUCCACUUUCCAACCAGCACGGCAAGAUGACCAGGACACCUUCCCUUCCCGUGCCCGACGACUCGUCUUCCAGGCAACAGGGCCAUUUGGAGAAAGAACUGUCUGCGUCGCCCAAAAGGAACAGCCUCACAAGGACGCACAAGGAGAAAGGCGCUUUCCACCUGCUUGGCACGACGACGUCGAGCCAAGCCAACAAGGCAGCUGACGGACAGGGUCAGGUGCAGAACCGCCUCUUUGGCUUGGCCAAGCCAAAGGAGAAGAAGGAGAAGAAGAAGAAGGGCAAAGGGCACCGUUCUCAGCCAGCCGAGGCUCAGUCGCCAGAAGCUGCACCGGAGGGCGAGGAAAUCUUCUGCUGACCCCACUGUUCCACCUCCUGCAAGGAUGAGGCUGCCCCGUGCUGUGCCCUGCAGAGCGCUCC